AUUACCUUUCUCUAUUGCCACUUUCUAUUUCAUAACCAGACCGAUUCAUUUUGUUAUACCUAUCCAGAGUUAAUUAUUUUUUGGAACUCCUACAGGCAUGUAAACAAUCACUUUGUAGAUGAUGAACUUGAGCGGGACAUGGAACUAGCAGAACAAAUUGCAUUAGCUCCACCCAGUCCUAUACAAAUGGCUGGCUCGUGGACUUUAAAAAUAGGGAAAAAUGUUUAUUUAAGCUUGAGUCAGGAAAUACAGAUGUUAAAUGAAUUUGCCGCAUGCUAUUCCCAGGUUGAAGGAGUGACUCCUGAAUCCGGCACUUUGAGGUUGAAGGCACAUGAUUAUGGGGAACCUCUUCAUCUACAGCUGGGCAUAUCUUCAUUAGUUUCCUUGCAAAUUAAAAGCACAUUUUAUAAAGUUGAAGGUGGUCUAAUGACUUUAUUGAGGAGGUGUCUGGAAUUGGAAAAGGGUAGUUCAAAAAGUAUCAUAACAGGCCACAUUGACCAUUAUCAGAGUUUGAAAUCUGAAGAUCGUGGAUGGGGUUGUGGAUGGCGCAAUAUUCAAAUGUUAAGCUCCCACCUUUUGAUGCAGAAUCAAGAAGUGAGGGAUGUUAUGUUUGGAGGGUGUGGAUUUGUUCCUGAUAUUCCAUCACUCCAGAGGUGGCUGGAGAUUGCUUGGAGAAAAGGUUUUGAUUCAGAUGGUUCAGAAACAUUUUGUAAUAAAAUUUAUGGCACUACGAAAUGGAUUGGAACCACUGAGUGUGCUGCACUCCUUCGUUCUUUUGGCCUUAGAGCAAGAGUUGUAGAUUUUGAUAGUUUGUCAUCUCCAUCACCAUCGUUGUCCAAUGAAUCUUGGUGCGGAAAGGACGGAAAUCAUCAACACCCCAGAGAUAAAAGGAAAGCAAAACAGGUUUAUGGGCCACUUGACAAGUUUCUUAUUCAAAGGAAGCUUAGUGCUUCUUCAGUGGGUGUCUUGUCAUGUGAAAGUUCUCAGCAUGUGCUUCAUGCUGGUACCUUGAUAGAUGAUGACUGCAAUCAAUAUAAUGGGGAGAUUAAGAGCCAUCAUAUCCUUGUUGAUUGGGUCUGGAACUAUUUUAACAGUGGACUUUCCAAUGCACGUAAUGAUUCUAAAGGUGUUUUUGUCAGUGAAAGAACUCCUUUAUACUUUCAAUCCAAUGGUCAUUCAAGAACCAUCAUUGGAAUCCAACGGCACAAGGGAUUGCGAGACUUGCAAGAUCAAUAUUUUCUUUUGGUUCUCGAUCCUUCUGAGAGAACAGAAGAUUUGGAAAGGUCUCUCCAAGCUAGCAGUGGAUGGCAAAGGUUGAUAAAAAGAGGGGUGCAUACCUUGAGAAAGCCACAGUACCAGCUGUGUUAUGUUGAUCAUGGAAUUGCCCAUAAAGAGGAGAUGGAGCAGCUCAAGGUUAUUCAUAGCAUCUUAAUUAAAUUCUAAACGAAGUGGAUAUGGAUAUUAUGAAGGUGUACCUCACACCAGAUUUGGCCUGACGAAAGACCUGAAGAUCUGGAGCUGCAUAAGUGAUCGAUCUGCAAUUUUAUUUUAGCAAGAUUCAGAUGCAUGGUAAUUUACACUGGUUACAAAUGAAAAAUUGAUUUUGGGACAAGUACAUUGCUCCAAAGAGGAUGCUCAUUACUGCAGCUAAUGUCUCACCCCCUUGAGAUUUAUGUGCUGAUACUGCAACUGCACCCACCCAAACAAUCAAUGCCCAUGAGCAGAAUGUCACUACUUGAAACAGGCCCAUUCCAAUUCCUUUUAUUAUCGCCUCUUUCUUGCACAUCGUGUAUUGCUUCUCCAUGAACAUGGCAAAGGACUUGGUCACGCUAUUUUCGCCAACAAAGGAGAAAACUGUCUUGAUUUGAGUUAAUGUCUGUAUGCAUGAAUGUUUCAAAACGUUAGGUGCUUCAUGAUGAAAUAUAAAUUCCUAUAAGAACCAA
Messenger RNA from Dioscorea cayenensis subsp. rotundata (Guinea yam), 1943 nucleotides. RefSeq lists its product as uncharacterized. NCBI's taxonomy places the organism in Eukaryota, Viridiplantae, Streptophyta, Magnoliopsida, Dioscoreales, Dioscoreaceae. The record is from RefSeq and is a predicted model, not a curated record.